Ctenocephalides felis (cat flea) is the source of this 2570-nucleotide messenger RNA. RefSeq names its product aminopeptidase N-like. Gene Ontology annotation, cellular component: cytoplasm. Gene Ontology annotation, biological process: peptide catabolic process; proteolysis. NCBI's taxonomy places the organism in Eukaryota, Metazoa, Arthropoda, Insecta, Siphonaptera, Pulicidae. The record is from RefSeq and is a predicted model, not a curated record. Gene Ontology annotation, molecular function: metalloaminopeptidase activity; zinc ion binding; peptide binding.
GAAAAAUGUCCAAAUUAACAUUAUUUCAUUUAAAUAUCCUUAUUUUAUACUAUAUUUAUAGUGUGAGUGCAAAUGAUAGUGAUUACAGAUUACCAGGAGACAUUGUGCCAAGAAAAUAUGUAGUCGAAUUGGAAACAAAACUAGUGCCAAGUUUUGAAUUUAGCGGAUCUGUCUCCAUCCUAAUUGAAGUUAUAAAACCUACGACUGUUAUAAGUUUGAACUCAUAUAGACUAGUUUUUUCAAUGACAAUGUUAAACUCAAAACUAAAUCUAGACGAGAAAUUAAAAUGGUUGGACACCCAGUUUCAGGCAACUCAUGCCCGUAGUGCUUUCCCUUGUUUCGAUGAACCAGCAAUGAAGGCCCAUUUCGAAAUCAGCCUAUCAAAGGAAGAAAACUUAGAUAACAACCGAAAAAGAACAACAUUCGAACAAUCAGUCCUCAUGUCUCCAUACCUGGUGGCGUUUAUUAUCUCAGAUUUCGAAUAUGUAGAAAAAAUUUCAGGACCAGUAAAAUACAGAAUAUAUACUGAUCCUUUCUCGAUUGAUCAAGCUGACUAUGCAUUGACUAUGAGCCCAAAAAUUUUAACGGCUUUGGAACAACUCACUGGUGUAAAAUAUGUUUUGAAGAAGUUGGACCAAGCAGCCAUUCCAGAUUUUGCUGCUGGAGCUAUGGAAAAUUGGGGAUUGUUAACAUACAGAGAAUUAUUUUUAUUAUAUAACAAGAAUGAAUCGACAACUAAAAGCAAGGAGGAAAUUUUGAGUAUAGUUGCUCAUGAAAUGACUCAUCAAUGGUUUGGCAAUUUGGUGACUUGCGACUGGUGGGAGCAUACUUGGUUGAAUGAAGGAUUUGCUAAUUAUUUCCAACACUAUAUUCCAUCACAGAUAGAACCUUCCUGGAGAAUAUUGGAUCGUUACAUUGUGGAUGUAACUCAAAGGGUUUUGUUAAAGGAUGCUUUGCACACGACAAGACCGAUGUCACAUCCAGUCGCAAGUCCUUCAGAAAUAUCGGCGGUUUUUGAUUCCAUUUCUUACGAGAAAGCAAGUUCUGUAAUUCACAUGAUGAUGCACGCUUUCAACAUCGAGAAAUUCAUGAAAGGCCUCCAUGAAUAUUUAAAAACUUAUUCUUUCAAAUCUACAAUUCCCAAAGAUCUAUUCGACGUGUUAGCCAAUGAACAUAAUGGGACCACAGAUAUUCCUAAAGAGACUACCUUACAAGAAAUUUUCAAAAGUUGGAGCACCCAAGCCGGAUUUCCUUUAGUCACUGUAACUAGGGAUUAUGCCACUGGUGCAAUGACACUCUCACAAGAACGAUAUUUCAAUGUUCAACCCGAAGAAAAAGACAAAUCUGCGUGGUGGAUACCAAUAAACUUCAUGACCUCGGAAAACAUAAAUUCCUCGGAUACAAAACCAACUCAUUGGAUGAAUAAAGAUGGAAAACCUUUGACUAUUGAAGUAGGAAAUAAAGAUGGAUGGGUUAUUAUAAAUAAACAGAAUUCAGGUUACUAUCGCGUGAACUACGAUAAGGACAACUGGAAAAAGCUUGCAGAUGUCUUGAAAAGUCCUGAAUUUGAAAAAAUCCACGUACUCAACAGAGCCCAAAUUUUAGACGAUUCUCUAAACUUGGCCAAAACUGGAAAACUUGAUUAUGAAUUGGCCUUAGACAUUUUAGAUUACUUGCACCACGAAUUGGAUUACGUGGCUUGGAAAGCAGCUGAAGAAGAUCUCAAUUUUCUCGAUAAUAUGCUGAGUGGAACAAAAGUCUACCCCAAAUUUAAGAAAUUUGUAUUGCAUUUAGUGAACAAAGUUUAUAAUAAAAUGGGAUUUGAGCAACAAGAUGCUAAUGAGCACAUGGACGUUUUCACUCGCAUAAAUGCUCUAACAUGGGCUUGUAAAAUGGACCUUCCAGAAUGUCUUGGCAAGUCUCAUGAUCGUCUUACUGCCUAUAUGAGACCUCCAUAUGUGAAAGUUCCACCAAAUUUACACAAUGUAGUAUAUUGCACUGGAUUAAAACAUGGUGGUAAAACAGAGUGGGACUUCUUGUGGAAAAAAUAUCUUGAUAGCCACUUGUCUUCUGAAGCAAUAAUCUUGUUAAAUGCUUUGGGUUGUAGCAAAGAUCCUGAUAUUUUAAGGAGCUACUUGGAAAAAACUGUAGAACCUGAUUCGAAAAUCAGAGAUCAAGAUAAAUUCCGUGCUAUGUAUUCUGUAAUCAGACAAGGAAGUGAUGGAGUGACAAUUGCAUUAGAAUUUAUGCGUAAUAAAUUGCCAAAAAUGAUUGAACAAUAUACAAGCUUGAAUGCGCUCAAAAAAGUUUUCGAAACUGUAGGCGCAGCAAUUUCAAACGAAAAACAAGAAGAACUGCUUCGUGAAAUUAUUGCUAAAUACAAUUCUACAUUUUCGGAUUCCCUAAUGCAAGGUGCAAAAACUGCUUUAGAUGCCAUGGAAGAUAAUAAAACUUGGAGAGAUAAAAAUUUAGCUACUGUGACAAGGUGGUUUGAAAAACAACCUGAAGUUUAUCCUAAUAGUGCAACAAAACUAGUCCAAAGUGUUUUAUUAUUACUUCCAGAUGUUUGA